GUGCCUGGUAGUUUUGGAUGUGGUUCAGCAGUCUUGGCUGCAAUAACAAUAUUUGCUCCAUCUUUUGCAGCUUUUAAAGCAAUACUUUUCCCAAUACCUCUUGACGCCCCAGUAAUAAAAAUCGUGCGACCAGCGAGUUUUCUACGUUAAAAAUCCAUAGGUUACGUACCAAUUUUUAUAAACUAUUCUCUAUAAUCUAGUUAACAUUAACAAUUAUUCACUAUCAUCAUAGUAAUUUUCAUAAUAUUGUUUGUAAUCUAUAUUACAUACCCAGUAUUGAUCAUAUUGUAAAUGGUUCGGCAAACCGUCAAAAAUAAUAUCGGCUUAUUGUUAAAUUAAUCUGUGCAGUUCUACUGACGACGUCGAAAUAAAGAAUUAUUUUUAUAAAAUAAAUGACUGAUAAGUGGAGGGUACAAUGUUCAAGUUGGUUCAAGCAUCAACCUUUAAAGAUAUGUUAAAUCAGGUCACUCUGUGAACGGGAAUGAAUUUUCUCUUGUCAUUUUUGUCUAUUCGCUCCCCACCAACCAUUAUCCCCUCAAACUUCGAAGUGGCCGUGUUGAACGUUAAACAAACGAAAAAAGAGGAUCCGUCUAAGAAAGAAUAAACGAAACAGCGACUUGUUUUUCGGUAGCAAAUGUACAAAAAAUGCAAAUAUGCUUUGAAAAAAUGAAUAACCUAAUUUGCAAUAUAAUCAUCUGCAUCAUUACAUUACGGUACAUUUAACUGUAACCAAUGAUUCAAAUAUUGCAAAUAAGUAUAAUGAGCAUUUAUUAUGCACUUUGUUAGAAAAUAAUUGUAUGUUAAGCUGAUAUUUAUACCCGUUAACAAUGUGCGGGAUAUUUUGUCAUAUCUUACAAAACUAUGAAAAUAAAUUACAAGUUUCCAGUGAGUGGAACAGUUGUAGGGAUUUGAUAGUUGCUCGUGGUCCUGACAAUGUCACUGAAAGGAUUGAACAUUUAAACGAAGAUUGGUGUGGACAUUUUGCUGCCUCUGUAUUAUGGAUGCAAGGUUCUAAUAUGAAUGUACAACCUGCUAUAGAUUCUGUUGGUAAUAUUCUUUUAUGGAAUGGAGAUGUAUUUUGUGGAACAUUGGCACAGGAUAAUAUAUGUGACACAAAUGUGAUAUUGAGUUCUCUUCGAUCUUCUUCAAAUGUAAUAUCUGUUUUCAAAGAAAUUCAAGGACCAUAUAGUUUUAUAUACUUUCAAAAAUCUAGUAAUCGUUUAUACUUUGGUAGAGAUAUCAUAGGACGACAUAGCUUACUCAUGAAAUUGAAUACAGAUGAAAAUAGUUUAACUUUAACAUCUGUUGCUACUAAACAGAUUAAAGGAAUUAUAGAAGUUCCUGUAGUUGGUAUUUUUAUGAUGAACUUGUCUGAUUUGAGAGUAAAUCUGGCUUGCUAUCCAUGGAGAAAACCAGACUUAAGAUUCACAAAUGUUAUCAAAGCGUUAGAAAUGCAUUUGAAUGUGGAUAUUGCUAUAAAGAAAACUAUAAUUGCCUCUGAUACAAUAACAAAUAUAUAUCUAAAUCCUAGUAUUAAGGAUUUGGAAUGUUUUGAAAAUAAUUUUUACUGUGAGCAUUCUUAUAACACUUUAGAUUAUUUGUUACAUUAUAAAGAUAUAUAUGAAAGAGUAGAUCAUUUAUCACAACUUCUUCACAAAGCUGUAGAAGUUAGAAUAAGAAAACAACCAAGAUUUUGUAAAAACUGUAUUAAAUUAUCUCUAAAUGGAGAAAAUAUUACAUGUAGCCAUACAAAAAUUGGUGUACUUUUUUCUGGAGGUUUGGAUUCUGCUAUUUUAACAUUAAUUGCUGAUAAGUAUGUCCCAGAAAAUGAGUGUAUAGAUUUGGUUAAUGUUGCAUUCGAAAAACCAGUUAAUGCAUCCAUAAAAUCUAAUAAAAAUUAUGAGAAACAAGUCGAGCAAGACCAAUAUGAUGUUCCUGACAGAAAAACUGGAAGACAGACAUUUUCAGAGCUUUUAAGUAUUUGCCCUAAAAGACAGUGGAAUUUUGUAGAAGUAAAUGUCACACAAGCAGAAUUACAAAAAUAUCGUUCCUUGAGAAUUUGUCAUUUGUUGUAUCCACUGUGCACAAUAUUGGAUGAAAGUUUAGGUUGUGCUGUGUGGUUUGCGAGUCGAGCAGAAGGUACACUUUCUACAAGCAAUCAUUUUUAUGAAUCACCAUGUAGAGUACUUCUGUUAGGCAUGGGUGCGGAUGAAUUGUUUGGUGGAUACAUGAGACAUAGAACAAUAUUAAAACACAAAGGGUGGAAUGCAUUAGCAGAAGAAUUAAAUAUCGAGUUGAGCAGAAUUGCUGAAAGAAACUUGGGUCGUGAUGAUCGUGUUGUAUCUGAUCAUGGAAGACAAUCUAGGUUGCCAUAUUUAGAUGAAAGUAUAGUAGAAUAUGUCCAACAAUUAAAACCCUGGGAAAGAUGCUACCCAACAGAUAAAAUGCCAUCUGGUUUAGGAGACAAAUUAUUAUUACGCUUACUAGCAUAUAAACUUGGUUUCCGAAACACUGCCACUUUUCCUAAGAGAGCUUUUCAAUUUGGUUCUCGAAUUGCAAAUAGCAAAGAAAAUGCUAAAGACAUAUCAAACCGGUUAUGAGAAAAUGGUUUGUAUAAUCAUCUUAAGUUGUUGUAAUGUAUAUUUUAAUUAAUAUUAAAAUUAAAAAUUUUAAACUUGCGAUCAUUUCUGUACUUGCUAUCUUAAUUGCAUUUUGUAAUUAAUAUCUGUAUGUGUCCUUAUAUUGUAAAAAUAUUAUUUUUAACAAAAUAUAGUAAAAAUAUUAAUUUUCAUAUAAUUGUUUAUAAUAUACAUAAAUAAAG
Molecule: messenger RNA, 2821 nt
Organism: Nomia melanderi (Alkali bee)
Lineage: Eukaryota; Metazoa; Arthropoda; Insecta; Hymenoptera; Halictidae
Product: asparagine synthetase domain-containing protein 1
Molecular function (GO): asparagine synthase (glutamine-hydrolyzing) activity
Source: RefSeq, a predicted model, not a curated record